Trichomonas vaginalis G3 is the source of this 696-nucleotide messenger RNA. RefSeq names its product proteasome assembly. Gene Ontology annotation, cellular component: proteasome regulatory particle, base subcomplex; cytosol; nucleus. Lineage: Eukaryota; Parabasalia; Trichomonadida; Trichomonadidae. Gene Ontology annotation, molecular function: polyubiquitin modification-dependent protein binding. The record is from RefSeq and is a predicted model, not a curated record. Gene Ontology annotation, biological process: proteasome-mediated ubiquitin-dependent protein catabolic process. The coding region runs from base 1 to 696 and encodes 231 amino acids. The transcript has a single exon.
AUGGCUUAUGAUGAGCCUGAAGCAAUUAUUUUUCUAAUUGAUAACUCAGAUACAUCAAUAAAUGGCGAUUUUGAUCCAUCACGCCUUGAUGCACAGAAACUUGCCUGUGAAAGAUUGGCUAGUUACAAUUUGAAGCAGUCUCCUCAAACAGAAAUCGCUAUUGGAUCCAUCGGAUCGGAAUGUUUUGGAAUACAGCAAUCAUUAUUAAAUACUACAAGUAAAUUACACAAAACUUUUGAUAAAAUUUAUCCAGGAGGUGAAGCUCUUGUUACAAAAGGCCUCUUAUGCGCAAUGUUAGCUCUAAAGUAUGCAAGCAGAUUCAUUACUUCGAAAAGAAUUGUACUUUUUCUCGGAUCCAAAAAUAAUUUAACAAAUGAUGACGCAAAAAGUAUUAUAGAGAAAGCAAAUGACGAAAACAUUUCAAUAGACAUCAUUGCAUUCGGUACAGAAGUUGAUAAAUUAGGCGUUUUAGAAAUGAUAACUAGAUAUACUUAUUCUGAGUCAUUUUAUAUUCGAAUCAGAAACUCUCAUAACAUACUAAGUGAUUCCGUGUUGUCAUCUGUUCUUGGUCCAGGUUCUACACAAAAUCAACCAGAAUCUUUUGAAGAAGAUGAUGAACUGACUGCCGCAAUCAAAGCAUCGCUUGAAGAUUCGGAUGAUAAUGAUUUCUACAAUACAAAUGAAGAAAUAAUUUAA